Molecule: messenger RNA, 3879 nt
Organism: Rodentolepis nana
Lineage: Eukaryota; Metazoa; Platyhelminthes; Cestoda; Cyclophyllidea; Hymenolepididae
Source: the annotation of a GenBank genome assembly
AUGGCGCUUUUUCGUUGUCUGAAUUUUUCCUUGCCAAACUUGGUCAAUAUAUCGGCCAGGUGUAUCGUUUCUAAGACACCUCCAAAGAAGAUGACGUUGGAAUUGCGUCGUGCUUUAUUAGACGAUGCUGACCCUCAUUACAGAACUCGAAUUCAUGAUUCAACCUAUGAAGCACGGGAGAUUAUGAAGAAAGCACCCAAUGCAUCGAUCACUGACACAGUUGUCGUACCUGAAAAGACUGAUAUCACUCCUCUCUCCAAUAUUCCAUUGGAACAACUUGAAACUCGCACUGUUCGUAUCUACAUGCCCAGUAAAUCGGCAACCCAAUCGGGUACAUACAGUUCAAAUAAGUGGCGUCUUGAGGUAAAUAACCAGCAACGUUGGGAAAACCCUCUUAUGGGAUGGGCCAGUACUGGUGAUCCUCUCUCCAAUUUCGUUAUGGAUUUCCAUGAUGCUGAAUCAGCGAUUGCAUACUGCAAGGAUCAAGGAUGGAAGUACUUUGUUGAGGAGCCGAAAAAGACGCUCGAAAUGCCAUUGUUAAAUUCGGUGACCAUGACGAGAAGUCGUCGAUCAAAUGCAGGCUCGCGGAUGGCUCGACUGUUGAAUGAAGAGGAAGAAGACGACUUUUAUCAGAGUGCCUAUGGAGGUUUCGCUGAGGAAGAAAAUGACAAUGAUUAUGAAUCCGAGAGUUCCGGGCGCGAUUCAAUCGACACUGACUUUGUUGACACUGAAGAAGAGGAUGAAGAUGAAGGGAGUGCAAACGAUGUCUUGGAUGAAGAAAAGCGCAAAAAACGAACUAGACGAGUAAUUACUAAGAGCUACAAGGAACCAAAGGCCAAAAAGGGGGCUACUGAGAAACCAAAGACAGAAUCGAGAUCAAGAAAUCGUGUAGCAACAUCUGGAACAGAAAAUAACGAAAAUUCAGCAGAUGCUGUUGAGGCUCGAAAAUUGCGAGCCAGUACAGUUCGUGCCACUGAAACCGCGCUACAGCGUCGAAAGCAACAGGGACCCAACUCAGAAGUUACAGCAGUAAAACGGAAAGCGCUUCUGGCUGAAAUCGCUCAGCGCAAAAAUGUCGCUGAAGUGCGUCGAUUAACACAAGAAGAGCUCCUAGCUGAAGCUAAAAUUACAGAGGAAAUAAAUAAGAGAUCCUUGGCCCGCUAUCAACGUAUGGAAAUCGAGCGUAAAAAGAUUCGUGUUCAAAAGACCGUAUCCCAACAGCCAAUGAUUCGUACCCACAGUUUCACUGUUCCAUCUCUUACCGAUCAGCCUGAAGUGUAUAAUGUUACAGUCAACUCUGAAAACGACGUUGAAAUGCGACAAAUGCUUGUCGAUCAAUCUGCUAAAUGCGCCCGAACUCUUGUCUCUUUUGCUGACGAGGCAACUUUUGCAGCGGCUUUUCCUUCAGCGGUUUCAAACACCGGCUCUAAGUCCUCAGCUCCAGGUCGAAAAAAACGCGUUAAACACUGUCCAAUCACCGGAAAAGUUGCCCGGUACUUGGACCCUCUCACCCGUACUCCUUAUGCUGAUCUAGCCGCUUUCAGAGCCCUCAGACACCUCUAUCGAAUGCACCUGGAGACUGGUUCCUCAGCAUCUGAACUGCUUCGACGUUUACGAGCAGGAGAGCUGAGACUUGGAGGUCCUACUGAAGAUGGAAUGCAGGCGGAGACCUUUGUGCUGAUGCGCCUUUACACAAGGGUUUUGAAGUUCAUUUUCUUUAGUUCUUUAAUGGUAACGGAAGCAGGAGAAUUGGUUGAGCUAGUUGAGUCUGGACUUCACAAGGAGUAUCCCGAAGUCUUUUUGGAAUGCGCCCUCCAUAAUCUGCGGACGCUCUGCAUACCUGAUUUCGAAAUCCUCAAAUCUCUUUACACCCCAGAAUCCAAGUCCCUGAAUCUAUUCCAACAUGCGACUAAUAUUCUGUUGAAACAGAGGUCUGCUUUUAUGAAAAUGCUUCAAUGGUUGCAUUGUGUUCAGAGUAAUACUCAAACAUUGCAGGUGCUCAUGUCUGAGCACUUUGAAGUCUCGCCUUUUUCUGAUUUGAAAAUUUCUGUUAUUGGAGGCCUCUUCACUCCCGAUGUUUACAAAGUUAUCGAGCCGUAUCUCUAUUCUUACCUUUUACUGGAACUCAUAUCUGCUGAAAGGGAAGUUCCAGCGGAGUAUAACUGCUUUAAGGAGUCUAAAACUACUGCUGAAUUGUUAAAAGAUGAAUCUAUUGGCAACCUCGUGGAAGUUUGUCAUGAACUGUUCUCUCCAAAAGCUUCGUUUUCACUGCUAUUCCUACUUGAAAACUUGGUUGUUUCAUUUGCUGAGGCAGCUUUUAUUUAUAAGACCAGGGAACUUAUAGGUGGUUGUUAUACCAAGUCCUUUCUUGAAUCCCUGAAGCUCUAUGAAGAGAAGGUAAUGAGAGAAACCUGGCUCCCACGUGUUCUUGAUCAUUCUGGUUCAUCUUCUGUCCCUUGGAAUGCGCAUCUCGUAUAUUCUACCUAUUAUGAAGUCCGACGUCCGGAGUUAUUCUCCAUCUUAAUAGAUUAUCCGCAAUCUCAUCCUUCUGUAAUGGAUUUGAAAACCUAUCUGAUGGGAACUCGAUGUCUUCAAAAUCUCAUUGACCCUUUAAGUAAGGAGAUUUCCUCUAAGCUUCUCCAACCCGGUGUCCAUACAGAUGAAGUAUUGCUGGUCUACGGGAGUUUGGUAAGAAGUCUGAGAGAAAUUGAUCCUUCUUCGGUAGCACAGGAUAUCAUUUGCUCACCAGUGGCUUCGUAUCUUCGGGAAAGGGAGGAUGCUGUGAGGUGUAUUGUCGAUCGUCUGAUUGCCCCAGCAUCGGAUGAGGAAAGUGGUGUGGAAUCAGAUCAAUUGUUGGGGCUUCAGAAAGAACUUCUUUUGCCUGCUCCUCUGGAAGUCGAACCAGCAGACGAAACUAGGGACUGUGAUGCGCAUCUUGUAUUUCAUGGACACAAGAAGUUUGGUAAUUCGAGAGAAUUCAACAAAUAUCAUGAAAGGUACUUUAGCCUCAAUGAGCACCUUGCAGCAUUUGAGAAUAUCGCUACAUUGGAUAUUAGCCUUCCUUGGAAUAUUUUAUUAGAUGUUACGUCUGUGCUUAUCCUUCAUGUCAUCCUACCUACUUCAGAUCCCGAUGAAUGUUUUCCCCAAGAAGUGUGGGCAGUUGAAGGUGAUCCUGAACAGGCCUUCCCUGAGGAAUCCUGUCCAGUUAAUAGUGACUGGGAUCGAUGGAUGCCUGACCCACUGGAAGCUCUUCACCACACCGGUCCACCGUGGAAACGUCGGAUUGACUUGCUGAGUCUCCUCGUUGGUGGUAUCUAUGGUAGCAAGAGAUCCUUCCUAACAGAAUAUCGGGCUUUGUUGAGUCAGCGGUUGCUGAAACAGCUCAAUUUUGAUAUAGUCGCGGGAAAGAAGCAUUUGCAGCUGUUGAAAAUGAGGUUUGGAGAAGUGGAUAUGCAAGAGUGUGAGAUAAUGUUGCAAGAUAUUCGUGAAUCCAAACGAAUUAGUUAUCAAAUAGCCGAAGAGUUGAAAGGUGAAACCGCUUCCAAAGAUCCUGAUCUUGAAGAUUCCGUUGAAUACUUCCAACUGCAAGCAUACAUUCUCUCUGGUGAAUACUGGCCCGAAUUCCACAAUGAACGAUUCAAAUUGCCCGAUGGUUUGACGCCAACAUUCACGAGAUUCACUAAGAGAUACGAAAAAGUGAAGCUUAAUCGGACAAUAAAUUGGAUGUUUAAAUUGGGUAUGGUCAAUGUGAGUCUUGAUAUCGGUGGUGAAACUGUCACUGUCGACGUUAGUCCCGUCCAGGCUGCAAUUCUUCAUCUUUUCACACUCAAACCCCGCUGGACAGUCAAUGACAUUGGGCAGGUAUACUUAUUUGAUUAA